GGUCAGCGAGCCCGCCCGGGGGCAGGAGGAAAACCGGGAUAAAGAGUUUUCUGCGCACAGAAAUAGGCUAAGAAACGGGAUGAGGGAAAAAGCGGGUUUUGUUUUCCUUAUCCAAGGGGAUGUUGAGAGUUGAAGAGAUCUUUGCUCUGCUCCUCUCCCUCGUUCCAGGCGCAGCUCCUGCCCCCGCCCGACCCGCCGGGCCCUCGGGCAGCAGCACCCAGGUCUGGUCCGAUUUCCUCAGCGUGCGCCUGCACCCCAAGAGCAUCUACGUCAUCCGACAGUACAUGCACGAUGGGGAGUGUGGUUGCCUAGAAGCCUUUGGACAAGGUGAAAGGCUGCUGCAGGAUCCCAGCUGCCUAGAGGAGUUGGAAGAUCGGUUGCACUUCUAUGUUGAAGAGUGUGAUUAUCUGCAGGGAUUUCAAGUCCUCUGUGACCUACACGAUGGAUUCUCUGGAGUUGGUGCCAAGGUGACAGAACUGCUCUACGAUGAGUAUUCAGGAAAAGGAAUCCUGACUUGGGGCUUAACUCCAGUCCUGAGUAACAUGGGAGAUCACCAGAAGAACUUUUACAGACUGAUGAACACAGCGCUAGGAAUCGUCCACCUCUCCAGCCACAGCUCCCUCUUCUGUCCCCUGUCGCUCAGUGGGAGUCUCGGAAUCAGGCCCCAACCUCCCCUCACCUUCCCGUACAUAAACUACGAUGCCUCGCUGCCCUACCACAGCAGCGCAAUCCUGGCAGCCGCGCUCGACACCCUCACUGCUCCGUACCGGCUCUGCUCCUCUCAGGGCUCCAUGAUGCACCUCGCUGAAACGCUCAACUUCUCAGGGAGAAAGGUUGUGGCUGCGUGGGCUUCUCUUCCCUUUCCUGCCCUACGUGGCUGCUCGCUCCCCGAUACUUUACAUGCCUACCAGCAGGACGUGCCCUGGAAGCUUCUGUCUUCAUGCAGGGAGCAAAAGGUCAGCUGCUGUUUUGCUCAGUCUGUUGUGCUACGAGGAGUUUGCAAAGAAAGUCACAGCAGCUGUCCAGGAAAGCAGCCCCCUUCUCCCCUCCACGCUUGUGAGAGCACGGAGCAGGUUCUCCAGCAUUACUUACACACUCUGUUUCCUGGGGCAUUCAGCACAUCCCACGUGCUCGAGCAGCCAUGUCACACCCUUCCUCCCUACCCCCAGUUUUUUUCUCCUCUUCUUACCAGACAAGGCUUCCUCCAGGACAAACCUCCCAGUUAUUCCUCAGCAGCAGUGGAGAGCAUCCCUGUCCUGGCGGGCCUGCAGUCCUCGCCCACCCUGCGCACGCUCCUCCGCAGCCUGCACCAGGACCUGCACCAGGCCGACGUGCGGCGCUGGCCCAGCUUCUUCUCUGCUGGGGUCGAGCACGAGGACUUCCAGGAGGCCUUGCAGGAGCUGAGGACUUUAGCCCAGUGCUAUGAAACGGGGUUUGAAGCAGAUGAAUCUGAAGAUGAAGCAGAUUCAGACUAACUCACCUUUAUUACUAGAGAUACUGGAAGUAAGAAUAUCUUUAAGAUCACUUUCAAAAUAAAGGGAAUGGCUUUAAAGAUGGUAUUUUCUUUUCAUUUCAUCAAAAUCCUGUUACAAAGGCUGGCUUAAAGUCCUCCAGCUACUUGCAGUUGUUUUAUAAAGGAGGAAUGCUGCUUUUGGGGGGCUGGUUUUGGAUGUUUGGGUUUUUUUUUUUAAAACUCUGCAAAGUGGAUUUCUUCUGCCUGUUAGAAUAAGACCACACAAUAAAUACAGAAUUCAGAUUGUAACUUUCCCACGUACAAUCAACACAAGGGGAAAAAAAAAACUUACAAAAAAACCCAUGUGUUUGUUCCACAUGAAAACAGACACUUUAUGGUACAAUAUUUACAUGUUCCUCUCAAAGGCUGGUGGCCCAGUCUUCACCACGGAGUGAGGUCAGCGUCCACAAGCAUCACUUCUGUCAUGUCACUGUCAGCUCCCCAGGUGGGUUUCUAGAGAAUGUUACCACCCUACCCCCUUCCUUCAUUCCUUUAGUUUCAUACAGGUUGAGAAGCACAGCUUGUCAGAAGUGUAGCAGGAAGUGAACCACAAAAAAAAAAAAAAAAAGGCUAUCUUUAGUAC
This is a messenger RNA of Athene cunicularia (burrowing owl), 2096 nucleotides long. RefSeq names its product misato 1, mitochondrial distribution and morphology regulator (gene MSTO1). The transcript has 9 exons. The coding region runs from base 120 to 1475 and encodes 451 amino acids. Lineage: Eukaryota; Metazoa; Chordata; Aves; Strigiformes; Strigidae. The record is from RefSeq and is a predicted model, not a curated record. Gene Ontology annotation, biological process: mitochondrion distribution. Gene Ontology annotation, cellular component: cytoplasm.